AUGUCCAACUCUACCAUGCCAUAUUUCCCCAAGUACUCAAUAUACCAACAAGUGUUCAAGAGGAUCUAUUCCCAGAUUAAUACUGCCAAUCAGCAAAAGUCCAAAUGGGAAUACUUUGUGCUGGGCAUGCGCGUCUACCAAUGGUUGUCGGAGCACGACCCCGCCUACACCUCCAACCUGCAGUUUGACAAGAUCAUCGAGGCCAUCAACGAGAUCUUUGACAUCAUUCUGAGUCUGCUCGAGAUGAUGAAGUCGCCACCCUCGCUGCUGUCGGCCGUCGUUUACUACGCCAACAAGUUUGUGUCGCGUACUGGCAUCAAGCACAACCAGCUGUUCAAUCUGCUGCUGACCAGCACCAUCGUCACACUCAAGUUUUGGUCCGAGAGCAUCCAGAUCCACAACCGCAUGCUGGCCGACAUCUUUGAGUUCCCAGUGCAGGACAUCAACCUGAUGGAGCGUCGCUUCCUCUGUGGCGUCGACUACCAACUCAGCAUUACCGAGCAACAAUUGGAGACCUUCAUGUCCAAGAUUGACAUCACCAGUUCACUCAAGGCAUCAUUGCAACUGCCAUCAUACAUUAGCAAGUCUCCAUUGCUCUCCUCGUCCUCGUCAUCAUCCUCCACUUCAUCAUCAGCGACUACCAACUCACAACCAACUCGUCUGUCAGCGUCAAACAAGUCUGGAUCAUACUGCAUGGAGCCAGCUGUUACCUACAUGGGCAGCGCAUCACAAGCCACAGCCAACUGUUAA
Messenger RNA from Acytostelium subglobosum LB1, 750 nucleotides. RefSeq lists its product as hypothetical. The record is from RefSeq and is a predicted model, not a curated record. Gene Ontology annotation, cellular component: cyclin-dependent protein kinase holoenzyme complex; nucleus. Gene Ontology annotation, biological process: regulation of cyclin-dependent protein serine/threonine kinase activity. Gene Ontology annotation, molecular function: protein kinase binding; cyclin-dependent protein serine/threonine kinase regulator activity. The coding region runs from base 1 to 750 and encodes 249 amino acids. NCBI's taxonomy places the organism in Eukaryota, Evosea, Eumycetozoa, Acytosteliales, Acytosteliaceae. The transcript has a single exon.